Lactuca sativa (garden lettuce) is the source of this 459-nucleotide messenger RNA. The record is from RefSeq and is a predicted model, not a curated record. Lineage: Eukaryota; Viridiplantae; Streptophyta; Magnoliopsida; Asterales; Asteraceae.
AUGUCAGGGUCAGGGGGAUUUGGGGAUACUUUUGAUUUUGAUUCAACUGUUGGCAUUUUAGCUGAUAUAUUGCCUCCACCUAGACCCUCACAAACUGCUUUUCCUUCUCAAAAUGGUCAAGCAUCUAGUCUUUCAGCAGAACCUAACCAUACCACAUUUCCUUCAAGUUUUUCAACUCCAUUUGGCCAACCACCUACUUCUUCAUCACAAGGUCAAGGUGGUCAACCUUUUCAACCUCAAGCUGCCCAAUCUAUGCCACACCCAGCUUUUCCACCUCAAGGUGUCCAGCAGCAGCAGCCUAUGCCACAGUUAUCUUUUCAACUUCUAGGUGGACACCAAUCUAUGCCACAGUCAGCUUCUCAACUUCCAGGUGUCCAGCAGCAGCAGCAGUUGCCACAGUCAUCUUUUCAACUUCCAUGUGGCCACCAGUCAGCUUUUCAAAGUCUAAGUGUCCAGUAG